GGAUUCCCGGUGAUUCCGUCCGCCCAAUUUUUGACACCCGAGAGAGAAGAAAAGCUGUCCCCUUUUCUAGAGUUUUUUCCCCUUCAGUUUUGUUAGCCAGUCAGUCAGUCAGUCAGUGUUAGAAGAAGAAGAAGAAGUGGAGGAGGAGGAUCCAUGGCCCCGUUGAGCCAGCACCAGAUUCGCCUCAGGCAGGCGCUGGCCAAGAGGCCCAAGACCAAGAUGCUCGCCGGGUUUGGCGUUAAACCCUCCACCGCUUUCUCCAAGCCGGCGCAGCCGCAGAUGCUGCCGUCGCUGCCGGCCGCGCAGCCGCCCAGGCGACGCGUGCGUGUCCUGUACGAGGACCCCGACGCCACCGACUCGGACACCGACGACGAGGAGGCUGCCGCCGCCCCUGCCUCCUCCAAGCGCUGCUUCGAGCUGUUCCUCGGCAAGGCCCCGGCGGCAAAGGUGUUUGCCAAGCCGGUCACUCCGGCGGCCGCGGCUGCUGCGGCUGUCUGCACCACCAGCAGCGCCAGCGCCGAGGCGCACCGUGGGGUGCGCCUCCGCAAGUGGGGCAAAUGGGCGGCCGAGAUCCGCAACCCCUUCUCCGGCAAGAGGGAGUGGCUUGGCACCUUCGACACUGCCGACCUGGCCUCUGCUGCCUACCAGGCCGCCUCCCGAAGCUUUAUCGAGGAGAAGCGUCGCCGCCGUGGCCAGUCCGGUGCCGCGGCCUCACCUGCUCAGUCGGCCACGUCCUCACCGGCGUCGUCUUCCACACCGACGGCAUCUUCGUCGUCCUCCACCUCGGCUGCUCCAUUCGCGCACCCGUCACCGUCUUCUGUUCUGGAAGCCACCAAGCUGGCAGCUGAGUCCAUUUCGCCUGAGCCGACACCAGUUCCCGUCAUGGUGUCCACCACACCCGAGACAGCGCAGCUUCCCGACGACCCAGAGUUCUACCAGGACCUCCUGCGUGGGCUUCAGCUGCCGGACAUUGACCCGAUGGACUUCCGCGCGGGGCUUGAUGCCUUGGACGUCUCGGAGGCGUCGGCUUAUUUGGACGGCGAACAGGACCUGCUGCUCGGCGACUUGGCCGACGAGGAGCUGGAGCUGGACAUGGACCUUGACAUCGGCGAUGACUUCCUGGAGAUGCCCGGCUGCGACUUUGGCCGAGGCAUGGAUGAUUUCCUGCAAACCGUCGAUUUCUGCGUCUGAAUUGGGAGAGGUUUAAGGUUUUACUAUCUCUUAAGUAAUGCUGGUGUGAUGGACCGGCCUCGUGUGAGUGUAAUCGGUGUGCAUUGGGAGGGAGGAGGAGGAUCCUCUUGGGUUUUUCCCCGGGCAGCUCAACCAGCUCGUGCCCAAGACGGUGUCUGUUUUCCCGAGCACAUUAGCGUUAUGGUGAGAGUAUUUUUGAUAGUAGGUUACAUUGUGAUAAGUUAUAGUAGCUGCUGGUUAUGUUAAGUUGCUCUUGUUUAUGUUAUCUGUCAAUGUUGGUCCAGACAUUGUAGCUAGCUCAAGACAAGUCUUGUGGCUGUUGCUUCUAGUGGUAUUAUGAAAAAGAAAAAUAAGUUCGCAUUAUA
Messenger RNA from Hordeum vulgare subsp. vulgare (domesticated barley), 1556 nucleotides. Its product is annotated as ethylene-responsive transcription factor ERF118-like. Gene Ontology annotation, biological process: regulation of DNA-templated transcription. Lineage: Eukaryota; Viridiplantae; Streptophyta; Magnoliopsida; Poales; Poaceae. Gene Ontology annotation, molecular function: DNA binding; DNA-binding transcription factor activity. The record is from RefSeq and is a predicted model, not a curated record. The transcript has a single exon. The coding region runs from base 154 to 1191 and encodes 345 amino acids.